AUGGCCAACGCAAACCACCAACCUGGCAUGCCUAACGCAGCUACCCAACUAGAAUUAGCGUUUAGAAUAUCCUUAAAACCAAAUUGUCCUAUUCAUAUUCGUGCCGAUGAAUUAUGCGGUUCCUUUGACACGCCUCAAAAGCCACCCUUGUCUCGUAACCAUGCCGUUGUAGAAAUCGGAGUUAUGGAGCGCCGAGGAAUUUUCGCUUGGGUACGAGGAAUCAUCAAUGAGCUUCAAUCUUUUAAUCUGCUUAGUGUCAACUUGGUUCCUGCACUUUGGGGACAACUAUUCAAGAUCGUCCAAAAUCAUGCUUUCUUCAAGCGUUGGAUCUUCUCCCGCCCUAGACCUGGUCCAAUGGGUUUCUUGACCUUCGUUCAUGAUCCGAGCCAAGAGCUAAAUUUUACUGCAGAAGAUGUUCUCGGUAGAGCUCAGAUCAUUUGGCAAGAAAUUGAAGCCGAUUUGAAGGGUGGAGAGCCUAACCAAUUUAUCAGCGAGAUUUUCCAUCAGGUGUACCACAUCUGGCAAUACAAAUGCUGCAUGAAUAACAUGUUGAGAGAUAUGAGAGGUCAACCACGCACGACGGAUCGUGAUGGCUUUCUAGAGCUUAUGCGCUAUAGAUUACCACGACCACUGCCACCUGGUAAUCAACCAGUUCAGGUUAUCGCAGUGCCAGCUGCAGCUCUUCAGUCCGCUCAUCAACUUGCUCCCCCUCAACAAAAUCCCGUCGGUGCAGAUACUAGUAUUGUUGGUCAUGCAUCUAUCAUCGGAAAUCCUGGUAACAACCCUACUCGUGGAGCUACAAAUACUCGAACAGGUGCUAGACUAGCAACAGGUGUGUCUGUAGCUGCUAGAGGUUUAGAUAUUAGCAAUGACCAAUCAAGUGGGUCUGACAACACAAAUUCUGCUUUUAACCAGCCUUAUGCGCCCAUGCCCGCCGCUGAUCCUAACGCAGGCAGAAUGGUCAGCACCCUCAUGGUUUCAAGCCCGGCAUUCGCCCACAGCCUACGCAGAGCAAAUCGCAUGGUAUCUUCUGCCAUGCCUAACGCUGUUCAAGCAGGUGGUCCUAACGCCGUUCAGACAAGUGGUGCUAACGCUGUUCAGGCAGGUAGCUCCAAUGUCGCUGCUACUUCAGGUCCCCAGAAUAACGGUCAACAACAAAAUGGCAACACUCAAGGUAAUAUACAGCCGCGUCCAGGACCAGGCGCUACCAUGGGACGAUCUAGACCAUCACAACCAAAUCUCCGUCGCCGCCGGAACUCAACAAUCACACAACGCCCACAACGCGUCCCAGUGCCCAGCUCUGCAAGUUCGGAUAGCUCUGCCGCUGUUCCAGCAGUGACUCAAAAGCGACCUGCCACCGCUGAUAGUAGCACUAGUUCUGCUGCAGGUCCUUCAAGACUCUCUGGCAAGAAGGUCAAGAUGGAGAAACCUGAUGCUGAUCGUUAG
Messenger RNA from Botrytis porri, 1446 nucleotides. RefSeq lists its product as uncharacterized. Lineage: Eukaryota; Fungi; Ascomycota; Leotiomycetes; Helotiales; Sclerotiniaceae. The record is from RefSeq and is a predicted model, not a curated record. The transcript has 2 exons. Bases 1 to 1446 code for a protein of 481 amino acids.